AUGAUGCGAUCACGAGUUAAUAUGACCACCAUGUUAUUUGUACUGAUUUUAUCGCUCAUGGCCGCUUUCUGCUCUGCCAAGAACAACAAACAAUCAGACACCAAGGUAACUGCAUUCAUACUCAUGAUCACAACACAUUUUUUAUUACAGUUGAUGUUAAUUUACGGAGAAAACAAGAAAAAACUAGGUAUCUUGAGUUAAUUUAACAAAAUCACUGAGUCAGAAGGUUGAUUAAGAAAUGCUUAAAAUGCUUUAAAAAUUAAGAUGGUAUGAUUACUUGUGCAACCGAUCGGUAUAUAAGAGAAAGAACAUUUUCAAGUUUAAAACAAUUAAAAGUAACAUUAUUACCAAGUAAACGUGGUAAUACUAUAACAUGUCUUCUUUAAUAUAAGACGAAUUUCCGUAAUCAAAAUUUGCGCGUUCAUCUAAGAAACCCAAAUUCGCACGUCCUCAACUGGAUUAAAACGCUAGAUGACAGACAAUAUUGUCCAAAGCUACUAGCAUUUAGUCAUUAAAUUUCCUCUUUUUGCAGCCUGUUUCAUCUUGUCCAUCUUGCAACAAUGGUGGACAAACUGGGAUGUGGACAUACAUGACAUGUGUCCCAGGAGCCCCUGGGGCACCUGGUCGAGAUGGAGCCAAAGGAGAACUGGGCAGCCCGGGGAAAACUGGGACCCAAGGACCACGCGGUGCUGAUGGAAAGAAAGGAGCAAAGGGAGAGCCUGGGAUCCAGGGUUCCGCCGGACAAAAAGGAGAGCGAGGGGACAAAGGCGACAGUGUAACGCCCCGACUGGCUUCACACACGAACUGGAAGGAGUGUGCUUGGAAAAAAGCGGACGGCAAAGAUUCAGGACUGAUAUAUGUAAGCGAGCGAUAUCAUUGUGUAACCAGAAAAAAAAAUACUGUUAAAUUUCUCAAAACGAAGAAUUCAUCGAUAUAAUUGACUUUCAUUGCGCCAUAGAUGACAUAAGUCUUAUAUAUUUUAUUAUAAUUGUUUCUUCCAGAACUGUGACUUUUUGAAGAAAUACCCGGACACUUCCCUCCAUGUCUACUACGCUGGUAACUUCAGGGUUCACGGAUGUGACGACUGCUGCAGUCGCUGGUAUUUCACCUUCAAUGGAGCCGAGUGCAGCUCUCCUGGAACUAUUGACGGUGCAUUGUACUUGUACACAUUGGGCCAAAAGUUAAGUCCUCAGCAUCACCGUCACAUUGAAGGUCACUGUAAUAACAUUCAGAAAGGAAAGGUGCGAGUUGGAUUCUGGGUUGGAAAGUGCGUCACAGGCCAUAAGCUUUCUGACGCCUACACUGGUUGGCAUUCACUGAGUCGUAUCUUCGUUGAAGAAGUGCCAAAAGCCCAACAGUAA
This is a messenger RNA of Porites evermanni, 1361 nucleotides long. NCBI's taxonomy places the organism in Eukaryota, Metazoa, Cnidaria, Anthozoa, Scleractinia, Poritidae. The record is from the annotation of a GenBank genome assembly.